Messenger RNA from Glycine soja, 1288 nucleotides. Its product is annotated as heparanase-like protein 1. Gene Ontology annotation, molecular function: beta-glucuronidase activity. The record is from RefSeq and is a predicted model, not a curated record. The transcript is spliced from 9 exons. Lineage: Eukaryota; Viridiplantae; Streptophyta; Magnoliopsida; Fabales; Fabaceae. Gene Ontology annotation, cellular component: plant-type cell wall; membrane. The coding region runs from base 625 to 1059 and encodes 144 amino acids.
CUACUCUUCACACAUUUUCUCAUCUCUCUCUAUCAAUUCACUUUUCGUGCUUCCAAUGACUGAGUAAAUCUACGAUUCUUUGUUCAUUCAUUUCAUAGAAAUUCACGUUUAACUCUCUGCGUGCUCCUUGAUCCAUUUGAGUUCACUAAUGGAAUCGAAGAACGGAAUUUUAGAAUUAGGUCGAUUCGUUUUUCCUUUCACUUCUAUUAUUGAUUCGAUUGUGCAAUUGCAAAAUGCAAAAACUCUUUGGUUUUUCUCGUGUUUUGACUUUUUCGAUACUGUUGCUAAUUACUUUUUUCGAAAUUGCAAGGUUAUGCUGUGAGGGAGUUUUCCAAACAGGGCAUUAAGCCAGGGGAGUUGGCUAUCAUUUCCAAAGAAGUGGUUGGGAGUGUGAUAAAGAGUCCAGAAAUAUCUGGUCUUGUUCCUACUCUACUUAAGGGACUUUGUCAUCCUAAAGAGCAUACAAAAUAUUCCCUUAAUAUUCUUCUUCAAUUGUGGUAUCACUUGCUAAACAAUGGGCAUUUGAAGAACCUUCUGUGGAGACAAUAACUGGUGAAAAUGUUUUGACAUAGCCACAUGUGAAAUGGCCUCUAUCAAGUUCCUCAACUUGACUUGCACGGGAAUAUGCUUGAAGAUCCCAAUGGUAGUGAUGAGCAUCUUGAAAGGAAGAUUCUAGAUCCUGAGCGCUUGAGUAGGGUGGAAUCAAUUUUUGGCAAUCUUUCAGAAACCAUCAAAAUAUAUGGUCCUUGGUCUUCUGCAUGGGUAGGAGAAGCUGGAGGGGCAUACAACAGUGGUGGCAAUCAUGUUUCUAACAGAUUUCUAAACAGCUUUUGGUACUUAGAUCAACUUGGAAUAGCAUCCUGCUACAACACUAAAGUCUAUUGCAGGCAGACUUUAAUUGGAGGGAAUUAUGGCCUUCUCAAUGCCACCACCUUUGCUCCCAAUCCUGACUACUACAGUGCAGUUUUGUGGCAUCGGUUAAUGGGAAAGAAGGUUCUUGCGAUCUCAAGUGAUGUUCAUAUUAAAGACUUUUACCUACAGUUAGAAAAUCAGGUCUGAAUGCGUUUAUUCAAGAUACUUUCAUUUUGGAGCAGUAGUUUAUACAAAACAGUGAAGGGGCUGCUAAUUACACCUGUCUUUUUGUUCUUUUAUUGCUCUUAUAUAUAUUGGUAAAAAUACUGUGUGAAAAUUAGUUUCUGUUUUUAUAUGAUUGCAUAAAGAAAAUUUAUUUUUGUUUGUAUUGUAGGUUUAGCUCUCCCUAUGGCGAGGAACUAACUACACAAUAGAA